UCAGUUACAACGUCAGAAAAGCAAUCAAGGGCUUAUUUCUGGGCAUCAGGUGCCAGCAAAUAUACCAAGUCGUAGGGGAAAUGGAAAAGUUAUAGAAAACAGAAUACGCAUAUCAAUAAAAAGGUCUCCCAAUCUAAACAGAUCAUUUCCACUACUCCAUGAUUACAAUCAGACUCUUCAAAUUCUCGUCAAAAUGGAGAGGAAAAUUUUCCUUCAACACCGAGAGAAGACAGCCAGAUCUCAGUCCCACCAGGUGAAGGGAAACGCGCACGCUUCCACCUCUUGCAGCUCAUCCGGUGAUCGGGAUUCAAAUUGCAGCAGUCAAGCGGCGGAAUUUGCCUGCAGCGCUUGUGUCUGCUGUGUUUCGUGUCCGAUUUCCAUUGUUUGGUGUUGCGUCAAGCUGCCUUGCAAGAUUGGGUGGCGUGCGGUGAAGAACGCCGUGGAUUGGGUUCGUUCUUGCGGGUCGGGUAAGCAAGUUUUUGCAGAAUAUUCUUCGUUUUCCGAUAUUGAUUCUGAUCGUCUGCCCAGAAGAACGAAUUCUUCUAGUGACUUGAUUGGUUCGAAGGGCAGGAUUGCGCAUAGGGGUAAUGGGUGAAGAUGUAAUACUAAUAGGCUUUAGAAUUGGGGGAAAAAAAAAAUCUCAGUUCCAUGGUUGGUUUUUUCAUUUAUUUCUUUUUUAAGCAAAUAUUACCACACAAGAAAAAAUUGUUUUGCAAUUUGAAUUUAAACUAUAUACUCUCUAAUUUUAUAGUUUAAAUUGCAUAACAAGAGAUUCAAUCUGCACUGAUGCAAUGAGAUUUUUUAUAAAUAUUUGCUCAGAGAUGCAACAACUCAACUCUGUGGUGGGUGAGAAUGAGGUCUCUUUAUGUACUCCAAGGGCAUUUUAUGUGAUUCUUCUUGUUUCUACAAGAAUUGGCCGGUGAAAUCAAUCAUUCUUUUGACA
Rubroshorea leprosula is the source of this 943-nucleotide messenger RNA. The record is from the annotation of a GenBank genome assembly. NCBI's taxonomy places the organism in Eukaryota, Viridiplantae, Streptophyta, Magnoliopsida, Malvales, Dipterocarpaceae.